Messenger RNA from Vespa velutina, 1618 nucleotides. RefSeq names its product replication factor C subunit 4. The record is from RefSeq and is a predicted model, not a curated record. Gene Ontology annotation, molecular function: ATP hydrolysis activity; DNA clamp loader activity; ATP binding. Bases 308 to 1375 code for a protein of 355 amino acids. Gene Ontology annotation, cellular component: DNA replication factor C complex; nucleus. The transcript is spliced from 6 exons. Gene Ontology annotation, biological process: DNA-templated DNA replication; DNA repair. NCBI's taxonomy places the organism in Eukaryota, Metazoa, Arthropoda, Insecta, Hymenoptera, Vespidae.
UUUCUUCUCUUCACGUGGCGUUGUGGCUUUUCAAAUGAACCGUUACUAAAAAAGUCAUAUUAGUUUGAUAACGAGAUAUUGUUGAAAUUGUUAAGUUCGAGAAGAUUAUAUUAUUCUAAUAAAAUUAUUAUUGAAAAUUUUUUCUUGUUUGAUGAUUUUUAAUAGCUAACGAACUUCAUAUAUUUUGUAUGUAUUUAAAGAUAUAUAAUUACUGUGGAGUACAGUUUAGUUUGGUAUAAUUCAUGAAGUAAAAGAUUCAAGCGGGAAAGUUUAUGUUGGUUAAAAUAUAACUGAGAUCAAAGGAAGAAUGCAAGCUUUUUUAAAAAUAGGUAAAUUAGGAACAGGAGAUACGAAAAAACCUUCUACUUCUCGUACAAAGGAAGAACGAAACGAGUCAUUAACACCAUGGGUAGAGAAAUAUCGACCAAGAACAGUUGAAGAUGUCGUCGAGCAAGCAGAAGUCGUUGAAGUCUUAAAACAAUGCAUGGAUGGUGGCGACUUUCCAAAUUUAUUGUUUUAUGGUCCACCUGGUACUGGUAAAACUAGUACUAUUUUAGCAGCAUCUAGGCAAUUAUUUGGUACAAUGUAUAAAGAAAGAAUUCUAGAAUUAAAUGCUUCCGAUGAAAGAGGAAUACAAGUAAUAAGAGACAAGGUAAAAUCGUUUGCCCAACUUACUGCUGGAAGCAUGAGAAAGGACGGAAAGAAAUGUCCUCCAUUCAAAAUUAUUAUUUUGGAUGAAGCAGAUAGUAUGACCCAUGCAGCGCAAGCAGCUCUUCGUCGUACAAUGGAAAAAGAAUCUCAUAGUACGCGUUUUUGUUUAAUUUGUAAUUAUGUAUCAAGAAUUAUAGAACCUUUGACAUCACGUUGUACGAAGUUUAGAUUCAAACCACUUGGAGAGGAAAAAAUUAUUGAACGAUUGGAAUAUAUAUGCGAGAAAGAAAGCCUAAAAGCUGAAAAACCAGUUCUUGUAAAAAUUGUAGAAGCAUCAGGUGGUGAUUUAAGACGUGCUAUUACCUGUUUACAAUCCAUUGCGAGAUUAAAAGGGAAAGGCAUAGAAGUUACAAUCAAUGAUGCACUUGAAAUUAUUGGUUUUGUACCUGACAAUUGGCUUGAUAAUUUAAUGGAAGUCUGCAAAUCUAAAGAUUAUAAUAAAGUAGAAGCGUUUAUAGAAGAUUUCUUACUGGAGGCUUAUGCAACUUCGCAGGUUAUAGAGCAACUAAGCGAUAGAAUAAUUUAUUCUAAUGAAUUUUCUGAUAAGCAGAAGGCAAUGAUUGCAGAAAAACUUGGGCAAUGUAACUACAGGUUAUUGGAAGGAGGUAGCGAAUACAUACAACUUAUGGACCUUUGUUACUGUAUUAUAAAAGCAUGCAAUUGAACAUGAAGUUUUUUGUUGAAUACGGGUCAAAUGUUCUAUGCAUCGUUUAUAUGAUGUAUAUUAGUAUAUUUAUAUUAACAAUAAAAUAAAUAUUUUUUAUAUUUUUUUAAGAUAAGUAUUAAACAAUAUCUAAUAUUUCUAUUAUGUGACUAAGACUUUUUUUGCAUAAUUUUAAGUAAUAAUACAGGUAAGGAUAUAUAAUAUUUGAGUAUGCUAGCAACAGAACAUUAGUGUUUUGUUAAU